Messenger RNA from Fonsecaea pedrosoi CBS 271.37, 1008 nucleotides. RefSeq lists its product as uncharacterized. Gene Ontology annotation, molecular function: methyltransferase activity. The transcript has 3 exons. The record is from RefSeq and is a predicted model, not a curated record. Lineage: Eukaryota; Fungi; Ascomycota; Eurotiomycetes; Chaetothyriales; Herpotrichiellaceae. Bases 1 to 1008 code for a protein of 335 amino acids.
AUGGCCGAUGAGCAGCAGAUUGAUCCAGAUAACGACCAUGUUGAAGCGGAGGAGCAGGACGUUGACUCUGCGCUGGGGGACGACAUGUCAACGUUGACCCAGUCGGUGCGCUCGUCCAUCUUUCAAGGUCGGUACGAGAAUGGCCGACGAUAUCACGUCUACAAAGACGGCAAAUACUUUAUGCCCGAAGACGAGAUCGAGCAGGAGCGAAUGGACAUGCAACACCACGCCAUCAUCACGACAUUGGGACGACAUUUCUUGUCUCCCGUCGAGAACCCCGGGAGAAUUCUCGAUCUGGGCUGUGGAACGGGUAUAUGGGCCAUCCAGGUCGCCGAUGAGAAUCCCAACGCCGAGGUCUUUGGCGUCGAUCUCAGUCCGAUGCAACCCGGCUGGGUGCCUCCGAACGUCAAAUUCGAAAUCGACGACGUCGAAGACACGUGGACGUGGCCCGAUGAUCACUUUUCUCUGAUCUUCUCGAGACUGAUGAUAUCGGGGAGCAUCCAGAACCUCGCAAAAUAUACCCAACAAGUCUUUCGACACCUCUCCCCUGGCGGGUAUUUCGAGUCUCAAGAAGUGCAGAUUCGACUGGGCAACGAUAUCAGAAACAUCCCCGAGGAAGACCCUCUGGCGCUUUGGUGCAAGUACAUGAGGGACGGCAUCGAGCGGAUGGGCCGGUCCCUUGCUCCCGACCUGGACAACAUUGGCGUCGAGAUGCGCAACGCCGGCUUUGUCGACGUCGUGGUCCGCCCGUUCAAGUUGCCGCUCGGGACGUGGCCGAAAGAUAAAAGACUGAAGCAAGGCGGCUCGGCGCAGCUGGUCGCCCUGUACCAAGGGUUACAGAGCAUCAGUUUAGCCCUGUUUACCAGGUGUCUGGGCUGGUCGCCCGAAGAGGUCGAGGUGUUUUUGGCCCAAGUACGAAACGACAUGAUUGCCAAAUCGAGGCAGGGGUUUUACUUUUACAGGUACGUGAAGACCAUCUCUUUUCAUCCCACUUGUCAAAAUGGCUGA